AAAAUGAUUAAAGACGUGGAAAUGGGAAACUGUAACAACAGCAGUGGAACUAGACAGCGGAGGUACUUUCCAAGAUUUUCUCUCAGGACUCUUUUGUACUCCAGUCCGCUGAUUGGAAGGAGGAUUGUCAGGACUGCCAGUUCUAAUAAUCGGAGCAAAGGUAAAGAUAGAACGAGUGAUGUUGAAGGUGGUGACAGCAAGUCUACUACUAACUCCAAUAAUUUUUCACCAUGUGAUUUAUAUCGGGCACCUAGUCGUGGUUCUGUACUGAGUUCAACUGCUGGAAAGAGCUCUGAAAAUAGAUUAUUUGAAUGUCCGCUGUGCCUAGCAGAAUUACCAAACGAAGCAUUCCCAUAUAUUCAAACGUGUCUUCACCGCAGUUGCUACGACUGCUUCCAGCAGUAUUUAAAAGUUGAAAUUUCAGAGUCCAGAGUUAACAUCGCUUGCCCAGAGUGCGCUGAACCUUUGCAUCCUAAUGACAUAAGAAUGAUUCUUAAUGAUCGAGUCCAGCUGGAAAAGUACGAAGACUUUAUGGUUCGCCGUGUUCUUGCGGUGGAACCAGACGCUAGAUGGUGCCCCGCGCCAGACUGCAGUUUUGCAGUGAUCGCUUCAGGAUGUGCCAGCUGUCCCAAGUUGCACUGCAAGCGUCCAGGGUGUGAUUACUACUUCUGCUACCACUGCAAGGCACGAUGGCACCCUAAUCAAACUUGUGACGCUGCUCGUGCUCAAAGAGCUCAGCAUUAUGAUCGCAGCUCUUCUAUGAGCUUCAGUCAGAGCGAUUCUCAGCAUCGUGAUGAUAUAAAACCUUGUCCAAGAUGCCAAGUUUUGAUUGUCAAAAUGGAAGACGGAAGCUGUAAUCAUAUGAUUUGUGCGGUUUGUGGUGCUGAAUUUUGCUGGCUGUGUAUGAAGGAAAUAAGCGAUUUACAUUAUUUAAGUCCAUCAGGAUGUACAUUUUGGGGUAAAAAACCCUGGUCAAGAAAGAAAAAAAUUCUUUGGCAAUUAGGAACCCUAGUAGGAGCUCCCGUUGGAAUUGGACUAGUUGCUGGUAUUGCUGUACCUGCUAUGAUAAUCGGUAUUCCAGUAUGGGUCGGCCGCAAGCUUUACGCCCGUUACUGCAACGUAAAUAAACACAAGAGAAAUGCAUUUAUAAUUGGCGGUGUCACUGCAUCCAUUCUUGUCUCACCAGUUCUAGCAGGCUUAGCAGUAGGAAUAGGAGUUCCAAUAUUGUUAUUUUAUGUCUACGGUGUGGUACCAGUCUCGCUUUGCCGAAGUGGUGGCUGUGGAGUGUCAACAGAUGGCUCUGGAGUGCGGUUCGACUUUGACGACGAGAACGAGCUGAUGGGGGCGCUGGGAGCGCGGAACAUAGGAGAUGCCGCGUCAAUCGACGUAGCGAGCCACCGCGGAGGAAACCCUUCAAUCGGUGAAGCGUCGUUGUCUCUCGGAAGCGGAAGCCAGCUGGAGAAACUGGGCCGUGAGAACGACCGCGAGAGCGCCAGUAACGUCGCUUUGGCGGGAACAAGCUUGGCUGGUAGCAUCGCCUCGAGUGUCCUUCCUGGAGGUCAAAGAUUAGAGGUCCAGGCUGACGUGACCUCGACCCAGAGAUUCAGCCUGUGCAGCGAGACCGCUUCAGCUGCUACAAGCUUGUCAGAAAAAUCCGUCAAUGCUUCUAUUGCCGCCGAUGAUGGCGCUGCUUCUACCCGAGCUCUCGCCGGGUCUGUUCUUAAUUUUAAAAUGGAUACUUUUUCUAAAUCCGACGCCAUUAAUGAAACAACGAAUUCGGUUAAUGUUGAGUCUGCUGGUCAGGCCGCUUCUCUCAGCUCGCUGGAGGAAAUUGCUGCUGGUUUGGCCAAAAGGGCCCGCAGGAGGCCCACCUUGGACCGCCAGCACAGUGAUUCGAGUACUUGGACUCCUGGAGGUAAUAAUGCUGGAAAUGACGAUGGAGGGUCAGAGAGGGUCAGGUUUGAUGAUCAUGUCAGUUUUAUUGAAGCUGAUGAUAAUAAAAGGGAUGACAGGGCUCUUAGUUUGAGGAUCCGCUGCGAUAUCAAUUAUUAA
Messenger RNA from Cotesia congregata, 2052 nucleotides. NCBI's taxonomy places the organism in Eukaryota, Metazoa, Arthropoda, Insecta, Hymenoptera, Braconidae. The record is from the annotation of a GenBank genome assembly.